Messenger RNA from Limulus polyphemus (Atlantic horseshoe crab), 7107 nucleotides. RefSeq names its product tectonin beta-propeller repeat-containing protein 2-like. The transcript is spliced from 13 exons. The record is from RefSeq and is a predicted model, not a curated record. The coding region runs from base 1475 to 5173 and encodes 1232 amino acids. Lineage: Eukaryota; Metazoa; Arthropoda; Merostomata; Xiphosura; Limulidae.
AAAGGAUAGUAUAGUUGUUUCUUUUGGAAUAUAGUAAGUAUGAUUGACACCAUAACUUGUGUGUAAUGAAAUACUGUUACUGUUGGAUAGACAUAAGUUAAGUGGAAGUGACAUCAUUGACACCAUAACUUGUGUGUAACUAAAUACUGUUAUUGUUGGGUAAACACAAGUUAAGUGGAAGUGACAUCAUUGACACCAUAACUUGUGUGUAAUGAAAUACUGUUACAGUUGGGUAAACACAAGUUAAGUGGAAGUGACAUCAUUGACACCAUAGCUUGUGUGUAAUGAAAUACUGUUACCUUUGGGUAAACACUAGUUAUUAAGGAGAUGUGAAGUCAUUCAAAUGUGUUAGGAAACAUUUUUGUAAAACCAUCUCAUUUUUUAGCUAGUAAAUAAAAUGUAAAAAGUGUGUGGUGUUAGUAACUGUCUAUCAAAUUUAAAAUUACUUACAUCAGAAAAAGUUUAAUGUUUAUGUAAGAUGUAAAGCUCACUAGUUACUGUUUGUUGAAUGUUUAUGUAAGAUGUAAAGCUCACUAGUUACUGUUUGUUGAAUGUUUAUGUAAGAUGUAAAGCUCACUAGUUACUGUUUGUUGAAUGUUUGUGUAAGAUGUAAAGCUCACUAGUCAUUGUUUGUUGAAUGUUUAUGCAAGAUGUAAAGCUUACUAGUAAUUGUUUGUUGUUUACUUGUAGCUUCUAGACAUUGUUUGUUUUACUCCAAUAUUUUUUCAAAUUUGGUUUUUGAAAAUGUAAUCCUAAAAUGUUUCCAAGAAGAAAGUUCCUUCCAUGUAUGUAUGAAUUAUUAUAUAUUUUUGGAGAUUUUCUGUAAUAUACCCAGUUUACCAAGGUGAAAAUGAUUCAUUUUCAGAACUUUGAAAUACAAGAUGAUUGUAGUUAUUCUGAACUGUAGUUAGCUAAAUCAUUUUUUCAAUAUGUGGGUAAUAUUUAUUUUGGAUUUCUUUCCAUUUAGUUAUCCAAAAUGUUUCUUAAUGUCUGGAUAAUACUUAUUAUGGACUUCUGUCUGUUUAGUUAUCUAAAAUGUUUCUUCAAUGUGUGGAUAAUAGUUAUUAUGGACUUCUGUCCUUUUAGUCCAUGCUGAGUACAUCAUCAACUAUGAUAAAGAACCUAGCAUAAAACCCAAAAUGUCUUAAACUUAACAAAAAAAAAAGUAUGAGAAGUCUGUACAAAACCAAGUUCAGUGCCUAAUAUACUAUCUAAAUGUAUUUUGAAAGAAUUGUGAGUCUGAGAAGGCAAAUUGUCAAUUUCUGAUGAAAGUACAUUGAGAUCAUUACACAGCUUGGGAAUUUGUUUGUUGAGGCAGCAUUUAGGCUAGGAAAGAUAAUAUUUUCCUUUAUGUUUUUUUUUCAGCCAAGGACAGUUUGGUGCUUGUCUUUCUCCUUUAUUUCCACAAAAAGGCCAUGCAGUUGUAUAUGCCUCAAGGCCUGGAUUAAGGUUAUGGAAGGCUAACCUGGAAGGCAUGGUUAUUGAAACUAUUAUCCUGAAAGAUACUAUCCUCAAACCCUUUCCUCAAAUGCAGUUGUUGGGUGUGUGGAAAGAUCUGCCACAAGAGAAAUUAACUGAGUCUCAGUUUGGCCCUAUUGUGGUGUAUAACCAAAGGUUUCUUCUGACAUGGAAUAACAAUGCUUUGUAUGUGAUAGAUGCCAUCACCAAGAGUAUUGUUGCUGGAAAACAAUCUUUUGUCUCGAUAAAGGAUGUUGCAACACACAAUGAUGAAAUCUUUAUUCUUCAGGGAACAAGACAUCUUAUGAGGAUUGCAACAAAACCUGAACAGUCUCUCUGUGUAGCCGAGUCCUACCACCCCACGUUAUUACAGGGGUUUGUGACACCUUUAAAAGAAAUCAGUACUCUAGUGAAGGGAAAAUACAUAGACACUUUAGAAAGUGCUAAGAUUAGUCCCCAGCUAACUAAAAGUAAAAGCCCAAGUAUGUCUUCUUUGGAUACAAGAGAUAAUAAGCGUGGCCAUGGAAGCCAAGAUCAUACUAAUGUUUUCUCAUCUGUGCUUGGAAACCUCCAGAAAACACUGUUGAAACCACAGGCAAAGAAAAGUGAUGAUGGUUUUAACAACUGUUUAAAUGUAUUGGAAGUUUACGAGACUACUGUAACAGGAGAGGAAGAGGCACAGACCAGAAGUGUUGUUGAAACAGCAUUAGAAGUCACAGAAAAUGAAGCUGACUCCGAUUCAUCUGCUGUACAACUGAAUGAAGAAAAAGUGAAAACGAUCAGUCCAGAUAUAACUGUGGAAAAAGAAAAUAAGACAAAAGAUGUUCAAGAACCUCAUGUUGAAAUAAGGUCAUCCAUUGUUGUGCCAACCAUUAUUGUAAAAGGAGAAGGCCAUAGGAAGGUUGAAGAGUUUUCAAAAAUUGGGGAAGAGGAUUUUGAAGAAGUUGUUUAUUGUCAUAAAGUGAAAAAGAAACACAAAAAGAAGAAAAGAGGUCGGGGCAGUGAUGUUGUUUCUCCUUUGUUCAAAGCUGUCACUUUGGGAGUAGAUGCAUAUUGUUCACCAAUGAGCAGGUCUUUGUGUGGGAGUGUACAAGAUUCAUCAGGAUACAGCGACAGUGAAAGAAGUACAUGUUCUUUAUCAGAGCUAGAAACCCCAGAUAAGUUUAAUUACUCUGCAGACCAGGUUGACAAGAAAAGUGUGGUACCUGGAACUGAUGGUGAGAAGAGUGAGGUACCUGAAAUGGAUGAUAAGAAAAGUGUGGUACCUGGAACUGAUGGUAAGAAAAGUGAGGUACCUGAAACUGAUCAACAUCAGGAUCAAAGUAAAUGCUGUCUAGAUUUAGGAAAACAGGAUAACAGUUUAACUACCCACGCUUCUGAAGAAAGAAAUAAAGAAAGUAAAAAUUGGUUACCACAGAAAGCAAGAGAGCAAUUAACUUUAGAUGAUAAUAAGCAGAAAGAAAACUCACAAGAAAUAAUCAACAAAGCUCAAGGAGAAGAAUCUGGAAAACGAGUUAAAAAAUUUAGUGAUUCACUUUGUUUGGAAAGGGACAAUGAAGCUGAUGAAAUGACUUCUGAAAAACAGGAAGAUAUUUCUCUUGCACACUCGGCAUCUUUUGAUUCUAUUUAUGCUUGCCACACCAGGCGUCCGGUUGGUCGACAAGAUAGUGAGUUAAGCUCAAGUUCUUGUUUGACCGAUGUCUUUGAUUCAUAUUUGAAAAAUGAGAAAGACACUUACUUUCAGUUGAAUAAAUCUUGUCAAAAAGCCUCUGCUGAAUCUAGUCAAAGUAUAGAAAAAUACAGUGCUGGUAUUUUUGACAAGACAUCAAAGCUUAAAACAAGUGCUGAUAUGUCUGAGAACAGGUGUAUUUAUGACACCAACUGGCUUCAGUUCAAAUUGCCAGGCCCAGUUGUGAGUCUCAGCUUGUGUGACUCUUUCCUCUGUUGUGUAGACAACAAAGAGAAUGUAUACUACACAAGAUUUUCUGGCCUCAGCUAUGAAUGGGUUCAAGCUGAUCGCCCAGCUCAUCAAGUUGCUGUUUCUCCCACUGGAAGCAUACUGUGGGUGUUAUACAAAGGAAAGGUUUAUGCAGCUAAGACAUGGAUAAGAAAGGUUCUUUCUGGAGCAGAGUGGUUGGAAGUAGCUGAAGAUGUAUCAUUUAUUUCUGUUGGUGAAAACUGUGCAUGGUACAUAAAAAAUAAUUGUGAAGUAAGAACACAACAAUAUCUGUCCAUAUCUCGCCCCUGUUACAAGUCCAUGCAGAUAGAAUGUAGAUUCGUUCUCCGUCAAGUGGCUUGCAGGAAAGGUGUUGUGUGGGGACUUACCUCGGGUGGAGAGCUGGUAUACAGAGCUGGGAUUUCUGAGAAGAAUCCGGCAGGUACUGAAUGGAAAAAAGUCAGGUCUGAAUCAACUUUUACAGUAAGUAGCAUGACUCUAGGCAAUAAUCACACAGCAUGGGUAGUGGAUGACCGAGGAACAAUCUGGUUUCGUGAUGGAGUUACAAGUGCCUUACCUAAUGGUUUGGAUGAUAAGUGGUGGGAGGUGGAAAUGAGCGAUUACUUGUUCCAGGAUAUUUCUAAGUCUCUGAAAAUUAAGAACCUGGCAGUUGUGCUUACUCCCGAGAAACUGUCCAAUCUGUUUCUGGGUCACCAACGAGCUUGCAUCACUUGCUCAUCAAAGGGGGUGUACUACUGUGCCCCCCUUGGAACAACACUGUAUUUUUCUGGAAAGAAAGCUGUUGGACAUCGCUGGGAAAAAGUAACCAUGGUCAAGAAGCAUGAAUCAUUAAAAUGGAUCAUAGGAUCUGCAAGUGGGGUAUAUAAAAAUCAAGGCAUGAUAUGGCUUGUUCUCAAAACAGGGGAGUUAUUUUGUGUUUCACCCCAUCACGAUCACCUAGUUCCUGUAAUUCUUCCUGUUAACGAACAGAUCAGAUGUCUCUGUCCUGCCCCCGAAGCCUUGUGGAUCUUGACUCAAAGUAGAAGGAUUUUCAUUCGUCGAGGAAUAACUGAACAUUGUCUGAUAGGUUCUGGAUGGGUUGAGCUAGAUAUUGGACAACUAGGUGAAAUUCGAUUGACGUACAUCAGCUGCUCCCAUCAGUCAGUCUGGGCAUGUGAUGAUAAUGGGUUUGUGAUGAUGAGACUGGGUACUUUAAAACCACCAUCUGUGCACAACCUUCCUCAAGCAUGGAUAGUCAUUGAUACUCAAACUACUGUCAUACCAGGGUCCUUGAGUAAGGAAAACCCAAAGACAAAGUCUCUGUUUGAUCUACUUGGUUCCUACACCAUAUCCAGCACGUGUUUUACAAAGGUCUACACUGGGCCCAAGUUUUUUAUGGUGUGGGCUAUUGACAACAAAAACAAUGUGUUUGUUAGGGAAGGUGUUUUCUCUGACCUUCCUGUGGGAACAGAUUGGGUUAACGUGCCAGGGAUACAGGCCAAACAGUUGGCUCUGAGUGAAGAAACAGUCUGGGCUCUGACAGUGGAAGGAGAUGUAUAUAGACGGUUUGGAAUUUCUGAAACUAAUUUCAUUGGUGAUUACUGGAAGAAAAUUCCUGGACAUUUAGAACUGUUAUCAGUGACGGUGGAUGAUAAUCUGUGGGGGCUGAAGGAUGAUGGUGCACUAUACUCACAUCUUUCAUAUAGUAUUUCAUUUGAAGACAAUAAAACAAGAGCCAAUACUAAGGAAUUUGAAGAGGAAGACUGGGAAAUUCUAUAAUAUUGUGGUGAUGAUAUUACUUAGUAAAAUAUUUAAGUAAGAAGUGAUUUGUCUAUUUGAAUUUAUUUUAUAUUUUUAGUUACCACAGAACUUUGUGUGAGAGAGUUUUUCAAAACAAAACAUAUUUCUCUACUAAAUAACAAAAUAUGUAUAUAUUUUCAGGGAUAAUAAGCAUUAAUAAUGAGAGAUCAGGAAAUGUGAUUUUUUAAGACAUUCCAAACACAACUUUCAUGUACGUAUUCUUAUAUCAAAACAUUUAAAAAACAGCUUGGAUUUUACACUUUUAAAAUGAAAUAGAAGUAAAUUAAAAAUACAUUUGGAAAAAUAUCUUUAAUUUAUUAUCUCUACUGUUAUAACAAAAUAGAUAUCAUUUAUUUUCUAUAUUUCUGUGUAUUUUACAUUAUUAGGGCAGUAUCUGUUAGUGUUCCUUAUCAGUUUAGGAAUUGAUUGCUAACUCGACACUAACUGUUUCUUCAUGUUGAAGUAGCAAGUGAAACAUCUGAUAUAUUUUCACUGCACAUUUUUAGAAAGUGAAAUGAUACUCAAACAUAUCGGUGGUUUAGUUUUUGAGAAAUAUUUUAAUAGUUUAGUUGUAUUUAUCAUUUUACCACUUUUGGUUUUGGAGAAAUGUGUAGAAGUUUAUUUUGUUUCUAUGAUUAUUUAUUUAUGAUUAAUGUUUCUGGAAAACCCAAGGACACAGAAGUAUACAAGUAAUUUACUACAUUUCUUCACUUACUGAAAACCGUGUUUAAAUUAUGUUCAGUACUGAAAUUGUGUAAAAAACAUCAUAGGAUAGAAUUGUUUUUGAAGUUGAAUAAUGUGAAUGUUUUAUUGAUACCAGUAUCUUCAUAUUUUAAUUCAAUUAGCUAUAGUUACAAAAGUUUUUAAUGAAAAUAUAUUUGGCUUACAAUUACAAUUAGGCAUGGCACAAAAGUUUGGUUAUAAAUGUAUAGAUGGUUGGAGAACCAUACAACAUACAGUCAUUGUUAUGGUUAGUAGCCUAUACGACUGUCUAUGUCUAAUUAUUAAUUAAUUACUUUUCUAUUAUUGUUUGUAAUUUCUAGAUAUUCAUAUUAAUAAAAUUUACUUGAACAAAUAUGUAACAUACACACUAUAACGGUUAUUGUACAAAGCAUAAUGAUUUUAAAAAGAUGUAAAUUUCAAAUGUGUGCGAGUAAAAAGAGAGAAAAAUCUUCACGAGAAAAUAUCAAAAUAAGCAAUGAAGAAGAUUUAAAUAAAGUGAAAGAAUGUAUACACUUAUCAAACAGGCUUCAAUUUGCUCUGAUGAAGCCGAAAUGAGAAUAUUUUAUCUGUAGUAUAACUAAUCAGAAUUCUUACACACAAGUAUAAGAAAUAGUAGGGAUAAAUUUGUGUAGGUUGAAUUAAUAAUGUAUAACUUGAAAAAUAUAGUAGAUGUAUUAGUUUGUCUCAGAUACAAGUAAAAAAAAGUAAAUUGGUAUCAGUUAGGCAGUUAUAAGUUAUUUUAUAACUAGACAGGACUAGGGGAGUAAUGGUAUAUGUUAAAACUAACAAAAUUGGUGAAACCAAAUUAUUUGUUUAUGUAACUAUGGCCAAAAAUAUACUUUUUGAAUUAAAAAAUAAAAUGAUUUGAAAUUGUAUGUUCAUAAUAAUGAAUGUAUAAAUAAUUGUAAUUUGUAAAUGUUUGCAAAUUGAAAGAGUGGAUGUUAUAUAAUACUUAGGCUUACAAACUGAUAAAAAUUGAAUCUGAAAGCAGCAUGUUAAGGAUUUGACAAAAACACUAAGUUUUAUGUUCAUUAAAAUCUAUUACAUUAAUAAUUCUUUAUUUCUCAUUUAUACAAUCAGUCAUUCAUUAUGGAAUUUUAAUAUGGAGCAUUAAACAGCGUUAAAGACAAUUGAUUCAUUACAGAAUAAUACUGUUAAAAAAUAUCAUAUAAUGAUAAAAAUGAAACAGU